This is a messenger RNA of Rattus rattus (black rat), 4603 nucleotides long. It is a transcript of the gene Eloa, whose product is annotated as elongin A. NCBI's taxonomy places the organism in Eukaryota, Metazoa, Chordata, Mammalia, Rodentia, Muridae. Gene Ontology annotation, biological process: transcription elongation by RNA polymerase II. Bases 86 to 2407 code for a protein of 773 amino acids. The record is from RefSeq and is a predicted model, not a curated record. Gene Ontology annotation, molecular function: protein binding. Gene Ontology annotation, cellular component: nucleus; elongin complex. The transcript has 11 exons.
GCCGGGGCCUCACGGAGGGCGGAGUUGCGGCCCGAGGACGCUACGCGAGCCCAGUUCCGGCGAGGAGGCCGCGCCAGUGACAGCGAUGGCGGCGGAGUCGGCGCUCCAAGUUGUGGAGAAGCUGCAGGCGCGCCUGGCUGCGAACCCGGACCCCAAGAAGCUAUUGAAAUAUUUGAAGAAACUUUCCGUCUUACCUAUUACAGUAGACAUUCUUGUGGAGACUGGGGUGGGGAAAACAGUGAACAGCUUUCGGAAACAUGAGCAAGUGGGAAACUUUGCCAGAGACCUGGUUGCCCAGUGGAAGAAGCUGGUUCCAGUGGAACGAAACAAUGAGGCUGAGGAUCAGGAGUUUGAGAAGAGCAAUUCCCGCAAGCGUCCCCGAGAUGUUCCCCAGCAGGAGGAGGAGGCGGAGGGGAACUACCAGGAAAGCUGGCAAGCCUCAGGCAGCCAGUCCUACAGCCCUGAGCACAGACAGAAAAAGCACAGAAAACUUCCUGAGCUUGAAAGGCCUCACAAAGUGGCUCACGGUCACGAGAGGAGAGAUGAAAGGAAGAGGUGUCACAAAGUGUCACCACCAUAUUCUUCAGACCCCGAGUCGUCUGACUAUGGUCAUGUUCAAUCUCCUCCACCUUCAAGUCCCCAUCAAAUGUAUACAGACCUCUCUAGGUCCCCAGAGAUGGACCAGGAGCCCAUCGUCUCACACCCGAAGCCUGGGAAAGUCCACAGUAAUACCUUUCAGGACAGACUAGGGGUUAGUCACCUGGGUGAGCACCAAGGGAAAGGGGCUGUUAGCCAAAACAAGCCACACAAAUCUUCCCACAAGGAGAAACGCCCUGUGGAUGCCAGGGGGGAUGAGAAGAGCUCUGUCAUGGGCAGAGAGAAGUCACACAAAGCCUCUUCCAAAGAGGAGAGCCGAAGGCUACUCUCAGAGGACAGUGCCAAGGAGAAGCUGCCCUCCAGUGUUGUCAAGAAAGAGAAGGACAGAGAAGGCAACAGCCUCAAGAAGAAGUUGUCACCUGCCUUAGAUGUUGCUUCAGACAACCACUUUAAAAAGCCCAAACACAAGGACUCCGAGAAAAUCAAGUCUGACAAAAACAAGCAGAGUGUAGAUAGCGUGGACUCAGGACGAGGGACAGGAGACCCAUUACCCAGAGCCAAGGAUAAAGUUCCCAACAACCUGAAGGCUCAGGAGGGGAAAGUAAGAACUAACUCGGAUCGAAAGUCACCAGGCUCACUCCCUAAAGUAGAAGAGACGGACAUGGAUGAUGAGUUUGAGCAGCCCACCAUGUCGUUUGAGUCAUACCUCAGCUAUGACCAGCCCCGCAAGAAAAAGAAGAAGGUUGUGAAAACUUCCGGUACAGCACUUGGAGAAAAAGGACUUAAAAAGAAGGACUCUAAAAGCACUAGUAAAAACUUGAACUCGGCUCAGAAAUUACCCAAGGCGAAUGAAAACAAGUCAGACAAGUUGCAGCCAGCUGGAGCCGAACCCACGAGGCCUAGAAAGGUCCCUACUGAUGUGCUGCCAGCAUUGCCAGACAUCCCCUUGCCCGCCAUACAAACCAACUAUCGUCCCCUUCCCUCCCUCGAGUUGAUCUCCUCCUUUCAGCCAAAGCGAAAAGCUUUCUCUUCACCCCAGGAAGAAGAAGAAGCUGGGUUCACAGGACGCAGAAUGAAUUCUAAGAUGCAGGUGUAUUCAGGUUCCAAGUGUGCCUAUCUCCCCAAAAUGAUGACCUUGCACCAGCAGUGUAUCCGGGUGCUUAAGAAUAAUAUUGACUCCAUCUUUGAAGUGGGAGGAGUCCCCUAUUCUGUUCUUGAACCUGUCUUGGAGAGGUGCACACCCGAUCAGCUCUACCGAAUAGAGGAAUGCAAUCAUGUAUUAAUUGAGGAAACAGAUCAGUUGUGGAAAGUUCACUGUCACCGAGACUUUAAGGAAGAAAGACCAGAGGAGUAUGAGUCUUGGAGGGAGAUGUACCUGAGGCUUCAGGACGCCCGAGAGCAGCGGCUGCGCCUGCUCACAAACAACAUCCGGUCUGCACACGCCAAUAAGCCAAAAGGACGACAAGCAAAGAUGGCCUUUGUGAACUCUGUGGCCAAGCCACCGAGAGAUGUUCGACGGAGGCAGGAGAAGUUUGGAACCGGGGGAGCAGCUGUCCCUGAGAAAGUCAGGAUUAAGCCAGCACCAUAUACAACAGGAAGCAGCCAUGUUCCUGCCAGCAACAGCAGCAGCAGCUUCCACUCAAGUCCUGAGGAGCUGGCCUACGAAGGGCCCAGUACCAGCAGUGCCCACUUAGCUCCUGUGGCCAGCAGCUCUGUUUCCUAUGAUCCCAGGAAACCAGCUGUGAAGAAAAUUGCCCCGAUGAUGGCCAAGACCAUUAAAGCAUUCAAGAACAGAUUUUCCCGACGAUAAACAGGACUUGCCUUGGAGGUUGAGUCUGGAAGCAGGACUACAGGGACUAUGGGGACGGGAGAAGAGGAUGUCCACAGAAGACCCGUAUCUUUUGCUCUGUGGAACUUUUGGCCUCUGACUCCUGCACAGUUCCAGGUGUCCCCCUCUGUGCCUCAGCCCUGCACCCUGCUUGUAGCACACUUCAGAUUUCUGAAGACAGUAUGAGCCUCAGUCUUACUGAGGACUUUAAGAUCAGUUAUACUUUUGUUGCUAAUUAGCAUCUUUGUAAACUAUAAGACAUAGUUUUAAUGAAUAAAUAUUGCCCCCAGAUGUAUUUAUAAUACCCCCAGGGGUUUUUAUUUUAUUUUAUUUUCUCUUUGGUCCACUAUAUUUAGCCCUUUACUUUCCAGGUCCUUUAUUAAAGUUAGAUGAGCCUAGCGAAAGCCAUUCUUGUCCUAGUCAGCUCUUCUGAGUAGACACUGGUCCUUCAGAGCCAGUGUGUCGCUCCAAACCCAGAUGCAGGGCCAGGAGUGAGUGAGUGCCAGAAUGCCUGUCCUCCAGGGGAGCCUCCCUGCUGAAACCCCCACUGUUCCUUGGCGGGCACUUUUCUUCAGUAGAUUUGUUAAGGAAGGCCGUUUGCAUCAUCUUCAAAGCAUACUACUCUCCCCCAUUUUCCAGCUCACUGGAGGACAGAGCCUAAGAGAUGAACUGAUGUAGGACCUCAGCAGUUUUAUAAUUUUAGUUUCUGGUUCAGUAUUUUACACACAGACAGAUACACAGACACACAGACCCUUCCUUAUUUUGUCUCUCCCUGCACUGUGGGGAAACACACAUGACAGGGCUUUUGUAGCUCUGAUGUGGUUGGGGGGUUUGAAAAGCCAGCACUUUAUUUCCUUGUUCUCUAUGAAUUCCUACCAGGAGUGAGUGGUUUAGAGCAUUGCAGUGCUGUGAAGCUUGCUCGUGUUGGACAGGAAAGGUGCUGACGUGGCCGGAGGAGCAGCAGUGCACUGCAGCCAGCAGAGAACUCUGUGAAGCCUCCGCCUUCUGAGUGUUGGCCAGAGUUAGGGAUGGGCCACCUGCCGAAGGGUAGAUGGUCGCCCUGGUCCCAGCCAGUCAGUUUCUAGAUGACAUGCGGGCAAGGUCAGAGCUAGGAGGACAGUGCCAGCUCCUUCCUUGCUGUCAGAAAACAGAGCAGGACUCACUUGGUUAUGAACCGGGUGAAAUACACUAUGAACUUGAGGGGCCAGCCUGCUAAACUGGGCCAGUGCACCUACCCUCGAGACCUCAGGCUAACGAAGCCUCCAAGGCAGCACACGAACCUGCACAACUAAAGCUAACGCCCUGCCCCGCCCCACCCCUCCCAACCCCCACAGCCUUACUGUGCUUUGCUAUGCUGGGUCCCAGUUGCCUUGGGACACAGGUACUGCUAAGUAAAACAAAUUUCUCUUGGUUGCUUGUUUCACCAUACCAGCUUUCUCAGCCUGACCUCAAAGUCUAACAUCAGGUCUCUUAGCUGAACUCAAAGGGACAUCUGUACUAGGAGCCAGGCCCCGCUGUCUAGAACAGCCCCUCUCUAGGUGUUGACCACCUCAGAUUUAUGCCUUAGCUGUGUUUCCCAGAUUUCCCUUUGCCGAUUCUCCUGUUGUGGAUUUGGUUGUGGAUGAUUUAAUUCCCCUUAGGAGUUUGUAGGCCUAGGGGAAGAAAGGACACACAUUUACCCAGUGUCAGCAUCCGGUUUGGCACAAAGAUUUCUGAGGCACCCAGUUUACUUAGAGCCAGAUUUUCUACCCUUUCAAGAGUGUCUGCGUCAGGGAUAUGACUGGUGAAAACAGUGAGGGGCCCAGGAGGCAGCUGUCCCCACAGCCCCUCACCCCAUGCACAAUGGCCACAAAGCAGACACAGUCAUGUUCAAAUAUUGGUCACAUUUGUGAAGACUCGUGCAAUUUUUUCUGUGCUACACUACAUACAGAUCACACGUGAUGGACUAGCCCUUUGCGGUCCUUGGUGUCACAGGGCUCUCGGGGGCUUGCUUUCUCUGCUUUGAGGCAGGAGGGCAGGAGUGAGCGCCAUCCCGCUCUGCGUUUGUAUUUUGGUCCCAAAAUGUAAAUACAAUUUUCUAUGUUACUUUUUUGUGGUAACUACAAGAUGAAUAUUUUAAUUAGAUAAGUUAUACAAAAACAAAAAUCCCAUGUCUAAAUAAAAAGCAAAAAACUUCUA